This is a messenger RNA of Colletotrichum truncatum, 1431 nucleotides long. Its product is annotated as HypA protein. The record is from RefSeq and is a predicted model, not a curated record. Gene Ontology annotation, molecular function: oxidoreductase activity. Lineage: Eukaryota; Fungi; Ascomycota; Sordariomycetes; Glomerellales; Glomerellaceae.
AUGAGAUUGUCUCCCACAACAAGGAGGAUCUCAAAGCACAUUACUUUUACAGGAAGCCGCAAAUACUCAUUUAAUUUCACGAGAUCAAUCAAUAUGGCAACUGCAUACAAGAUAGAUGUUCCGGUGUCCAACACUGGACUGUGGCAGUUCAAUCAGCAGGAUGCCACAGCGAAAAAGGUAUCCGAGUUUCUGCAGGAAGACCUCGAGAAACAUCACGUCUUCUUCAACAAGGACGGAUUUCACAACCAUAUCCCCCACCAUCUACUGGCACUCUUUGGAACUGGUGCCGGCCCGGAUGCUAUCCAAUUGGCCUGGAAAGAGAAUGAAAACUACCAGAGGCCAGCGCAGAACUCCCACAACAACAUCGUCGACGAGCUCCAUGACUGGGAGAAGACGAAGCAGUACCUCGGCAAGGAGAAGUACUAUCCCGACUUCCUCCUUUUCUUCCAGCGCGAGAUCGAAAAGAAAGGCUGGGAGGAGGCACUCAACGAGCACCUCUUUGGGGGAAAUGAGCGCGCCCACGACAUGUUCCAGCGCAUGUUCGCCGGCUUCUUGCACCCCAUAAUCCAGCUCAUGUAUGGCGUCGAGUGGGAGCAACCCGCCAUUGUCGCCGAGGGCUUGGCUCAGGCUGCCGUUCAUAAGAACCAGCUCGGGUCUUUCUUUGAUGAGGCCGAGAAGCGCUCCAAGUCUGCCAGCACGCCGAUGCCACGGAUCAUGGAUCUCAUUCAGGAAAUAAGGAAUAACGAAAAACUGGUGAAUGCGAUACAAAUGAAGGACGCUAACAAAGUACACGAUGGCAUCCUCGUACGCGCCCCAGAGGAAAUGCUCCAGAUUGCUAGCAAGGUCAAGAUCACCCAGGAAGAGCUGGAUGAGAGAACAGCUGAAAUGUACCACAUCAACGCUUAUGUUGCCGGCACUGCGGCUUUGAAACCUGGAAAGGAGGCCAGGUGGGAUUUCUUCCUCAUUCACCAUGUAAACUCUUCACCAAUCUUUCUCUGCUUCAACGCCAAACCAUGGAUUUCCACAGAGAACAAGAUUCGUAUACUCGAGUACAAGAUCCGUCUGGAUCUGGUUCAAUACGCCGCCCGCGGUAGUCCGGAGAUCCGCCCCGACGCGAUCAAAUCCUAUGUACCGAAGGACAAGGACCAGAAGAAACAGAUCGUUUCCAAGGUCACUGAUCUCCUGCCCAGAUUCCACAAGAUCCCUGACGAUGGCCACACCAUCAAACUAGUCCGAGCCCUUGGCAUCUGCCGCGAGCUGUCCGCCAAGUAUAGCGAAAAACCGUGGAUCAAGAUCAAGAGUGACGAUGAGUGGCUGAAGCUGUAUUACUCGGUGCUAGACGGUUCUGAGGACACGGAAACGAGAUGGGUCCGCUCGACUGGUCUAGAGGAGGCGUGGAAGGAUGUACCGGCUCGCGAAUCUAGGCUGUGA